This is a messenger RNA of Paramecium tetraurelia, 1140 nucleotides long. RefSeq lists its product as uncharacterized. The record is from RefSeq and is a predicted model, not a curated record. Lineage: Eukaryota; Ciliophora; Oligohymenophorea; Peniculida; Parameciidae. The transcript has a single exon.
AUGAAAUAAAACAACUUCUUACCCUCCUUGAUAACUGCUUUACUUAUAAUUUGCGCUAAUUGUGUUACGAAGGAUGAUCUGAUAUCCUAAAUAACCGAGAAGCUUGAUAUAAUGGACAAUAAAAUGAGUAUUAUCAUCCAAGGUGCUGAUGGCUCAAUUUACCUAAAGGAACACCUCAGCACAAGUGGUACCCAACCUUAUGAUGAUGAUACAACCAUUCACAUUGCUUCUGGCUGCAAAUGGAUUGCCAUGGCCACAAUUAUGAAGCUUGUAGAAUUGCAAUAAUUGACUCUUGAUACCAAAGUAACUGACUUUUAUCCUGAAUUCAAAGAUUCCAAUCCAACAUUGACUUUAAAGAAUUUAAUGACUCACACCUCAGGUUAUGAGUUGGCUGAUGAUUGGGUUUUUGAUUUACAAAUUACUUUAUAACAAUCUAUUUCAGGAAUUGCUGAUGGAGGUCAAUAUCCAGCCAGCACUGUGUACUUUCCAGGAGGUACCAAAGUUGGGUACAGUGACAUUGGAAUGUAAAUAGCUGGAGGCAUUGCAGAGAAGGUUUCUGGUAAGACUUUUCAUGAAUUAUUUAAUGAAUAUAUAGCUACUCCAUUGGGUAUGAAAAAUGCUGUUUUCACCGCCUUCGAUGGAGAAAAAGGAAAUAAUAUCGCCAUUGCAGAUGGGCUUCUGAUUAGAAUGAUUGAUUAUGCCAAUUUCAUGAGAAUGUUGUUAAAUCAGGGUGCCUUUGAAGGGAAAACUAUUUUAUUAGCUUCCACUGUCGAAUUGAUGCUCUAAGACUACACAGGAGAUUUGCCAGUUUCAGAGGAGGUCAUGAAGGUUGAUUCAGACACGCAAGUUGAAGAUUCAUAUAGUUUUGCUAUUGGAGCCUGGGUAUAUGACACAGGUAGUGAUGAUAAACCAUCAGUCUACUCAAGUCCAGGUAUUCAUGGAUUUGAAAAUUGGAUUGAUGUUGAGAAUAAUUAUCUAUGUAUCUUCUACAUUAGAACUGAUACUGAUAAUGAACCAGAUGUUUCAGAGUUGUCUGAAUCAAUGAGACCUGACAUUUUAGAUUUCUAUCUCAGCGAGAGUGGAAAUUAUUCAAAUUUAAUUGCCCUAGGAAUUCUAUUCGUUUUCGGCAUCAUGUUUUGA